Molecule: messenger RNA, 1400 nt
Organism: Polychytrium aggregatum
Lineage: Eukaryota; Fungi; Chytridiomycota; Chytridiomycetes; Polychytriales
Product: translation machinery-associated protein 46
Exons: 5
Coding region: 209-1378 (389 amino acids)
Biological process (GO): cytoplasmic translation
Cellular component (GO): cytosol
Molecular function (GO): mRNA binding; metal ion binding
Source: RefSeq, a predicted model, not a curated record
CAGCACGAAAUCGGCUGCGUCGACUUCGUGCUGUAUCAAACACCACCGGUAAUAUCCAUCCUCCUCCAACAUCUGCCGAUAGUCGUCGCUGCGAGUCUGAGCUGCUGCUCCUUCGCAUCGAGCCAAUCGCACCAACAAGCCCUGCGCCGACUGUGGACUUGUACGAUAACCUCCGUGUCCAAAUCUGCCUGCCUGCCAUCUGCCCGCCAUGCCCCCAAAGAACGCCGCCAAGAAGGUCGUUGAUGACAAGACCUUUGGCAUGAAAAACAAGAACAAGUCGGCCAAGGCACAAAAGUUUAUCCAGCAGCUGCAUCAGCAGGCAUCUCAGGCUGGAAACAAGAAGGAAAAGACCCUUGCUGACCAGCGGAAGGCCGAGCAGGAUGCCCGGAAGAAGGCCGAGGCAGACCGAAAGAACGAGCUCUCCGAGCUGUUCAAGCCCGUUGCCCAGCAACAGAAAGUGCCCUUCGGCGUCGAUCCCAAAACAGUCAUCUGUGCCUUUUUCAAGCAGGGAACCUGCCAGAAGGGUGCCAAAUGCAAAUUCUCCCACGAUCUCACCAAGGAGCGCAAAGAUGCCAAGAUCGAUAUCUACACCGAUAACCGCAACGAGAAAGACGAUAAAGAGAAUGACAGCAUGGACACAUGGGAUCAGAGCAAGCUGGAGGACGUGGUCAACAAGAAGCACUCCCUGAGCGAUAACCAAAACAAGCCCACCGACAUUGUCUGCAAGCAUUUCAUCGAGGCGAUCGAAUCCCAAAAGUACGGCUGGUUCUGGGAGUGUCCGGCGGGCGGCGACAAGUGCAAAUACCGCCACGCCCUGCCCCCCGGCUUUGUCCUCAAGAAGAAGGAGACCGACGAGGAGCGACGUGCCCGAGAAGAGCGGGAAAAGGCCAACGAGCUCACCAUCGAGGAGUUCUUGGAAACGGAGCGCCACAAACUUGGCCCCAACCUGACACCUGUGACCUACGAGUCCUUCCAGAAGUGGAAGGAGGAGCGAAAGGCCCGCCUCAAGGCCGAGGAAGACGAUGCUCUGCGGAAGCGUAUGGAUGCCUUCAAGCAGCUCAAGUCUGGCGGCAAGCCCUCCAUGCAGUUCUCCGGAAGAGAGCUGUUCGAGUUCAACCCCGAGAUGGCCAACACUGGCGAUGACGAGGACGCCAUGGACGAAUAUGUGCGCGACGAGAGCGACCACGAGAACGACGAAGACUACCAAGCCGGCCCUAGCGGCGUCCUGGAUGAUGACGAGCUGAGCGGAGUUAACAGGAAGGGAAAGGGUCGGGCUGACGUGGACGACUUGCGAGUGCAGGACAUUCAGAUUGAGGAGGAGCUGUUUGACGAUGAGGAGCUGGCAGGGCUAGAUGACGACGACGAGGACGAUGAAUAAAGCGGCUCCUACUCAAAAGCAA